AUACUACUCCAGUAUAAUAGUAAAAUAACGAGAUAUUGAAUGCGGUGAGCCUAUAAAUAAGGGUGGUUGGGGGAGUGAUGAACACAAGCAAACCCUGAGAGAAAGAAAGAGAGGCACAAAAACACACAGAGGCAGUGUGUGUGAGUUUGGAUGCGUCAGAAAGGAAGAUCAGACAAUCGUCGAUCCCGUUCUUUCUCCCGAUCCCGCAUUGCCGUUGAGGGUUCUUAAUUUCCCCAUUUCUCACUUUUUCAUUUACUAUAAUCAUCAUAAUUCGUAACAUGGGGGCCAAUGCUCAAGGUGUAGCUGCUGAAGCAGAGCGUGAUAUCCAGAAGAAGUACUGGGCUGAGCAUUCUGUCGACCUCACUGUUGAAGCCAUGAUGCUCGAUUCCAAAGCCUCGGAUCUUGAUAAAGAAGAGAGGCCUGAAGUACUUUCUAUGCUGCCAGCAUAUGAAGGGAAAACUGUCCUGGAACUUGGAGCUGGAAUUGGCCGUUUCACCGGUGAAUUAGCUGAGAAAGCUGGUCAGAUUCUGGCCCUGGACUUCAUUGAUAGUGUCAUUAAGAAGAAUGAGAGCAUUAAUGGACAUCACAAGAAUGCCAAAUUCUUGUGUGCUGAUGUCACAUCUCCUGACCUGAAGAUUGAAGAUGAGUCGAUGGAUUUGAUCUUUUCAAACUGGCUACUAAUGUACCUAUCUGACAAAGAGGUUGAAAAUCUUGCAGAAAGAUUGAUCAAAUGGUUGAAGGUUGGCGGGUACAUUUUCUUCCGAGAAUCAUGUUUCCAUCAAUCCGGGGAUCAUAAACGCCGGAACAAUCCUACCCACUACAGAGAGCCAAGAUUUUAUACCAAGAUCUUCAAAGAAUGCCAAAUUCGUGAUGGUUCUGGGAAGUCCUUUGAGUUAUCUUUGGUUGGCUGCAAAUGUAUCGGGGCCUAUGUCAGGAAUAAGAAAAACCAAAAUCAGAUCUGCUGGUUAUGGCAGAAAGUUGGUUCAGAAGAAGACAAAGGUUUUCAAAAAUUCUUGGAUAAUGUUCAAUACAAGUGUAAUGGCAUAUUACGCUACGAGAGAAUUUUUGGACAGGGCUAUGUGAGCACUGGAGGGUUUGAAACGACGAAAGAAUUUGUUGAAAAGCUGGAUCUUAAGCCUGGGCAGAAAGUCUUAGAUGUGGGAUGUGGUAUUGGUGGAGGGGACUUUUACAUGGCAGAGAAGUUUGAUGUUGACGUUGUUGGCAUUGAUCUCUCCGUUAACAUGAUCUCUUUUGCUCUUGAACGGGCUAUUGGACUUAAAUGUUCAGUUGAAUUUGAGGUUGCUGAUUGCACCAAAAAGACAUAUCCUGACAGCUCAUUUGACGUGAUCUACAGUCGUGACACCAUUCUUCACAUUCAAGACAAACCAGCAUUGUUUAGAACAUUCUACAAAUGGUUGAAGCCAGGAGGUAAAGUCUUGAUUAGUGAUUACUGCAAAGGACCUGGAACUCCCUCAGAAUCAUUUGCUGAGUAUAUUAAACAAAGAGGAUAUGAUCUCCAUGAUGUUGAAGCAUACGGUCAGAUGCUUAGAGACGCUGGUUUCAGUAAGGUUAUUGCAGAAGAUCGAACUGAACAGUUCCUAAAGGUUCUGCAGAAAGAAUUAGAUACAGUGGAGAAAGAGAAAAAUGAGUUUAUCCAGGACUUCUCUGAAGAAGACUAUAAUGAUAUAGUUGGUGGUUGGAAGUCCAAGCUGGUGAGGAGCUCAUCUGGUGAGCAGAAGUGGGGCUUGUUUAUUGCCCACAAACAGUGAUGUAAGAAGACUGCAAUCUCAUGUCGAGCAGAGGUGGGGCUUGUUCAUUGCCCACAGUGAUGUAUAAGAAGACUGCAAUCUCGUGUUGUUUGACUAGUUUUGUUGUAUUGUACUAGCUUGGUUUGAGAAACCCUUGUUUGAAGAAUAAAGUAUAGCUCUUUCCUGGGGCUCUACAAAUGAUAUUUGUUUUUCAAUUAAACUUUGUACCUUCUGUUAUUGCA
This is a messenger RNA of Daucus carota subsp. sativus, 1990 nucleotides long. Its product is annotated as phosphoethanolamine N-methyltransferase 1. Lineage: Eukaryota; Viridiplantae; Streptophyta; Magnoliopsida; Apiales; Apiaceae. Gene Ontology annotation, molecular function: phosphoethanolamine N-methyltransferase activity. The record is from RefSeq and is a predicted model, not a curated record. The coding region runs from base 279 to 1769 and encodes 496 amino acids. The transcript is spliced from 12 exons. Gene Ontology annotation, biological process: phosphatidylcholine biosynthetic process.